This is a messenger RNA of Limulus polyphemus (Atlantic horseshoe crab), 3658 nucleotides long. RefSeq names its product lysophospholipid acyltransferase 5-like. The transcript has 14 exons. Lineage: Eukaryota; Metazoa; Arthropoda; Merostomata; Xiphosura; Limulidae. Gene Ontology annotation, cellular component: membrane. The record is from RefSeq and is a predicted model, not a curated record. The coding region runs from base 30 to 1448 and encodes 472 amino acids. Gene Ontology annotation, biological process: phosphatidylcholine biosynthetic process; lipid modification. Gene Ontology annotation, molecular function: lysophospholipid acyltransferase activity; 1-acylglycerophosphocholine O-acyltransferase activity.
AAUGUUCCCACAUAUCUUUGUUUGCUACCAUGUCUUUAGAGGCAAAUGUCAGUUGGGUUGGUCGUUUAGCUUUAGCUGUUGGAGCAACAGAACCUGCUCUACGUUUGUUGCUAUCUGUUCUUAUUGGCUAUCCAUUGGCUGUUGUUCAUCGACAGUUACUUUAUUGCAAGUCGCCACCACUUCAGCAUAUCUUCUUUAUGCUGUGUGGACUUGGAAUAGGAUAUUUCAAUUAUGGUUUAGAAGUUUUACAUUCUGUGGCAUGUGUAGUUAUCUUGUAUCUAAACCUACUUCUUAUUGGCGGAACAGUCUUGUCAGUUAUUUUGUCUCUUUCAUUCUUCAUGGGAUACCUCCUGAUUGGCUAUUAUUAUACUGGGACUCAAGACUACGACAUCAAGUGGACCAUGCCUCAUUGUGUGCUAACAUUACGUUUGAUUGGAGUUUCUUAUGACGUAUAUGAUGGAAGAAAAACACUGAACAAACUAUCGCAUGAUCAAAAGAAAACAGCACUAGUCAAAGCUCCUUCUCUUCUUGAGAUAGGAGGCCACACAUACUUUUUUGGAGGCUUUUUAGUUGGUCCACAGUUUUCAAUGAGGAGGUAUAUGGAUUUUGUUGGUGGCGUGUUUGCAGACAAAGAAGGUCGAAAGAAGCCAGCUUGUAUUUUACCUGCUUUAUCUCGCCUGGCUCUUGGACUAGUUAUACUUGGAAUCUUUCAGAUAGGAACACUUUUCAUUCCUGAACGAUAUAUACUUAGUAUUUCAUUUGAGCAAGAAGUUUUCUGGAAGAAGUUGUUAUUAACGGCCUUAUGGGGAAAAAUAGUUCUUUAUAAAUAUAUAGCCUGUUGGCUUCUUUCAGAAGGCAGCUGUACUAUGACUGGGCUGACAUACAAUGGGCAAGACAAGAAUGGCAACGACCUUUGGGAUGGCUGCUGCAAUGUUAGAAUUUGGGAUUAUGAGAAAGCCUCUACCUUCAGUGGCUUGAUUAAAACAUUUAAUAUUAACACCAACCUUUGGAUGGCUCAGUAUGUGUUCAAACGUUUGAAAUUCCUUGGGAACAAAUUAUUCUCACAGGCAGUUACCCUGCUGUUUCUAGCACUAUGGCAUGGACUUCACACUGGCUAUUACAUAUGCUUCCUUAAUGAAUUUAUAGUCAUGAAGGUUGAAAGAGAUGUGACUACUUUUGUGGACAUGAUCCCAGCUGUAAAAACUUCCUUGAGCUCAAGUGUCUUACAGAUGCCAGUUUAUCUUCUAAAAAAGAUUUAUUUGCUUUUUGCCAUGAGUUACUGCUUAUUGCCUUUUGUACUUUUAUCAACAUCAAGAUGGUUAAAGGUGUAUUCCUCACUUUACUUUGUCUGCCACAUUAUAUAUUUAAUGUGGCAUGUCAUUUACAUGAUUACGAAGAAAAUGAGGUUGGUACCAAGAGUUAAACCAGAAACACUGAAGAAUGAUUAGUUAAACAUAUUCUUCAACAUUCUUUGCUACAUACAUUUCCCAACAAAAAGGUUAAAACACAGUUUUAUUGUAGUUCUUACAGUGUUAAUUAUUGAGCUUAUGAAAAUGUGUCAUUGCACCCACUUCAAGGUGAAUGGUAUUCAUUGAUUUUGAAACCAGUCAUUCUGAUAAUAAUUUAACAGAACAUUUACUCUUAAAAAGUUUUCACUGUUUUUAUGAUCAAAGCAUUUUAACUUUAAAAUAGUGGAGAAAUAAAGAUCUUUCUGAGAAAGAAUAAAAUAUAAAGUAUUCACAUGUGUAAAAUGAAAUGAAGGCAGUUCAAAGACAUCCAUGCUGGUAUGAAAAAGAUUAAGUACCAAUCUCCUUUGUAAAAUGAAGUUUUUGUUAGAAUCCUAAAAAUAAUGCAUUUAAACAGGUCUUUUAGUGCAGAAGAUGUGUACUCGUAAGAUUUGUAUAUAUUUAGAGUAUUUUAUCUUGAUAUGUAUUUAAUUUUGGCCUUUACUCGCCAGAAAAUAUUUUCAGCUCUUCUCUUUACUAGUGGUUUUAUUUGGAUAAGCAGAAUUAUUUGACAGUUAGUAAGUUAAGUCCUUGUAGGGAACUCAUCUGGUAAUGAAAAACAUAAUGCUUUUUCAAACAGCUCAGUAGACAUAACACUGUGUGGUGUUUUGAAUUAGUAUAAAGUGGAAAAAAAAUAUUAGAAAUAUAAUGUGGCUAUUUCUUCUAAAGUACAUUGGUGACAUUAUAAAACAGCUUGUUGCUUAGUACUGAUCCAGUUUCUAUCUCUCACUGUUUGAUCUGCAUGUAAUUAAAAAUUGCACUCUAGUAGAUUCCUAGAUAUGGUUGAACUAUAGUUGGAACACUAUCAUGAUUUUAUAGAGUAUAACAUUAUUUGAGGUUUUUAGACAUAGGAAUAGAUAGAUACAUUUGAUGUGAUUUCUUUGUGUUUUCAAAGCAAAGGUGUUUGAUUAAUCUUUAAGUUUCUCUAAAAGCUUUGCAUAUUUCCCACACAAUAUUAGGCAUUUAAUUAAGUUGCUUCUAUGCGUGUUUCAAAGGGUUACUUUAUAAAAAGUAGUAGGUAAUUGUUUUGUUUUAAUUAUUGCUUUAAUCCUUUCAUUGAAAGCUAUCUGAAAGGGGUGUGUACUCAGGCUAAGAAACAACAUGGAUGUGAAUGCAGUGAUGUAUGCAAACUUCUACAUGUGUGCAAGGGAGGGGUGUUUCCAGGAUAAGUGUAAUGUAGUACAUACAAGAAAAAAUAUCUUGCAUUCUACGCUUGCAUGUAUUUUGCCUUCUGCUAAAGUAAUUUACAUAAUCCUUAUGUAAGUGAAGUUGCUUGUAAAUUCAGCUUUCAAGUAAAAAAAUAUAUACAAAACAAAGGUUAUUGUAAGGGGUAGGAGCCCAGACCCUUUACACCCCCCCCCUCAAAAAAAAAAUUAACCACCAUGUGAAGGAAAAGAUUUUGUUUGUUAGUGAAGGAAUCCAUGUUUUUUAUGUUCAAACUUACAAGUACCAGCAUUUUGUUUGAAUUAUUCUCCUUACAAACUUCAUACAAUUUUUUGCAAUAACCACUUGUUUCCUAGACGUAAUUUCACUGCAAUAUUUAAAGGAACAAACCAAAAAAUUAGUUAUAUUCUUCUGAAUUGCUGUUGUGAAAGUGACAACUUUACAAGUUUUGUUUUGAAGAUACUACCUCAUAGGCAUUACUGAAAGUCAUUCAUCUUCAAACAAUGAUGACUUUAGACACUGUAGAGCCCUAAGGAAUAUACAAAGUGAGAAGCCUCUCAUGGUAUUCUUAGAAACAACAACAACAAUGUGAUGGAAAUUGUACAAUAUAACAGUGUGAUUUGUUUGUUAAUGAGUCAGCUAUAUGAUUUUGGGGUUUUCCAGCUUCAUUUUUAAGAAUCAUUCAUUAAAAUAUUAUAUGCAGGCCCCUCCCCCCAAUAGUGAGAUACCCUAGGCAGCAUCCUUCAGAUGAAGCAGAAAUAUAGAAUUAAUAUAUACUCCAAAAUACUCAACCAUUUAAAAUGUUUGUUACUGUAGGCAUAUACUCAUCUGUGCCAACAAUUCUUCUGAAAAUAAAUAUAACAAGUAAUGAUAUAACAAGGGUUUACACUACUAAAAUAUGGGUUUUGAUGCCCUUGGUGGGCACAUCACAGAUAACCCUACGUGUAGCUUUGUGCUUAAAAACAAACAAAACAAAGAUUUAUUUUGAG